Molecule: messenger RNA, 4026 nt
Organism: Nanorana parkeri
Lineage: Eukaryota; Metazoa; Chordata; Amphibia; Anura; Dicroglossidae
Gene: MYPN
Product: myopalladin
Exons: 20
Coding region: 23-3853 (1276 amino acids)
Molecular function (GO): protein kinase activity
Source: RefSeq, a predicted model, not a curated record
UAUAAGUAAUCCAACUUCAUGCAUGCAAGACGAUACUAUAGAAGGCUCUACAUCAAUUUCUCAGCUUCUGAGAGAGAGCUACCUUGCUGAAACUAUAAGGCAUCAUGAGAACAAUCUCUGCUCUGAUAAAGUUGAUGAUAUAGCGGGAACAGAUGACUUUUCUGAUCUUUCUGCCUUCCUGAGCCAGGAGGAAUUAGACCAAAGUGUUCAUUUGGCAAGACAAUCAAUUGACCAGGAUGGGAAACAAAAAGAAGUUCCAGCUGUCGUUAAGUGUCCCCCAAGAGAAUUAAAAAAACAAACCAAAUCUUCUGUAAAACAACCAGUAAGCCAGCAUCUAACCACUGACCAAGAAGAACAGAACUUUAGGCAAGAACAUGUUAUAAAGGGUACGAGGAACUCUGAGGAAGACAGUAAAGAUACAAAAAGGCCACAGAGGAUCAAUCCUUAUGGGACUGAGACAGAAUCUAAGAAAGAGUUUCUAAAUAAGGCAGCAGACUUCAUAGAAGAGCUUUCUUCACUAUUUAAAGCCAACAGUUCCAAGCGGAUAAGGCCUAAGACAUUAAGAAAUCGAAGUAGAAAACGUGACUUAAAAAGUGGAACUCUUGAAGAAGACGUCUCUAAUUACACCAGCCAGUCAGAAAACCGAGAGAGGCCUGUCUGUCCGCCAGUAGAGACAGAAAUAGAUCUAACUGUCUCUGAAGAACCUGAGUGUUUGGAAGUCGUAGUACCAGAAACUGAUAAGGAGGAUUUGCAAGUAGAAACCAACACCGCUUCCUCUUUUUAUUUGGAAGAGACUAUUGGGCAGCCUCCAAAUUUUAUUCAGAAAAUAAAAAGUAGGGAAGUUACAGAAGGAAGCAGAGUACAACUGGACUGCAUUGUGGUUGGAAUUCCAGCUCCAGAAGUAAGAUGGUACUGUGAAGGGAAGGAACUUGAAAACUCUCCAUAUAUCCUAAUACAGAAAAACGGGGAUCUGAAUACUUUAGUUAUUACUGAGGCCUUUGAAGAGGACACUGGACGUUACUCUUGUUUUGCAUCAAAUAUUUAUGGAACAGAUUCAACGUCUGCAGAGAUUUAUGUAGAAGGAGCGUCAUCCUCUGAUUCUGAAGGUGACACAAACAAGACUGACAUAGAUCAGUCACAGGCUGAACAUCUGUCAUUAGCUACUCCGGAGAUGCCAAAGGAAGUUGUUCGCCAGGAGAUAAAUGUUCCUAUCACAGUUGUACAGAAUGUGCAACCAGCAAUAACGCAGCAGGUAAAGGGCCCGAAUACAUACCUACAAGGACUAGAUGGAAGACCAUUAAUGGCUGCUCCAGUUUUCACCAAGACAUUGCAGGAUAUAACUGCCUCUGAGGGUCAGUUAGUUGUGUUUGAAAGCAGAGUGAAGGGAUCUCCAUCCCCGAAAGUCGAAUGGUACAGGGAAGGAACUCUGAUUGAAGAUUCUCCGGAUUUUCGAAUUUUACAGAAAAAGCCUCGAUCUAUGGCGGAACCAGAAGAAAUAUGCACUUUAGUCAUUGCAGAAGUCUUCUCUGAAGAUUCUGGCAUGUUUACAUGUACAGCAAGCAACAAAUAUGGAACCACUUCAAGCACUGCUAAUUUGACUGUGAAAGGUUCCACUGAAAAUAUCAAUAAACCUCCCAUAACCAUUAGCACAAUCAAGAUUGACGCUUUUAAUGUGAUUGAAACCCCCCCAAAACCUAAGCUGGAGGGAGUUCUAGUGAACCACAAUGAACCAAGACCAAGUUCAAAAAUUGGCUUAAGAGUUCAUUUCAAUUUGCCAGAAGAUGAUAAAGCAAGUGAAAGCUCAUCUGACGAUGGUUUCAUCACUGCAAAGAACUACGGGUUAAAUAAUCAGGAUAUGCUAAAUGGUCAGUCAUACUCAGCAUUUGCAGCAUCUUUAAAGGAGCCUCCACCAGUAUUUGCUAAGCCUAAAUUAGACCCGAUGAAAUUACAACAGCUACAUAAUCAAGUUAUGAUUGAGCAACAAUUUCAGCCUUCAUCCCCAAAUUCCGCAGCAGGAGAUGCCCUGCCAAAUUCAGUUGUCCAAAAUUCUACGUCACCUUAUAUGUUUGCUCAUCCUCUGCAGCAUCUUUUAAACCCAGAUCCAGUAAAUGCAUACCCAGUGCCUACAGCUAACACUGUUUCACCUAUAAGGCCAUGGACAGUUGGCACUCAGAACACCACCAGCACUUACCAUGAGAUUUCAUCAUCUUUGUCCUCUACUGGACAGCCUCAGUCUCUUUUAAGUUCUACAGAUUCAGUAUUAUCUUCAACACCUUCUACGCUGCCCAUCAAGAACCAUUUCCAACCACAGACUGUAUUACAAUCUCCUGUCUCUCCUCCACGGAUUCAAAACCCUGUUGCCUUUCUUAGUUCUGUUCUUCCAUCACUACCUUCACUACCAGUAACAGCUCCAACAAAUGCAAUGGGUCUGCCAAAGAGUUCUUCCACGCCUCUUCAAGCAACACUAAAGAAAACUUCAAAUCCUGUAAGGUAUAUACCGCAAGAUCAAAUUCGUGAAAAUAAGAAUUUGGUGGUACAGGAGUUAGAAAAGAAACUCUCUUUUAGAGAAGAAGCACCCCCUCGACAACAGGAAUAUAAGAUAUCCAAUUUUGAGCAGAGACUGAUGAAUGAGAUUGAGUUUCGCUUGGAGCGCACCCCAGUGGAUGAAUCAGAUGAUGAAGUGGAACAUGAUGAGAUCCCUAGAGGAAAAUGCAUCGCACCCAUCUUUGAUCGCAGGCUGAAACACUUCCGUGUUGUAGAAGGUGCAUCAGUCACAUUUACGUGUAAAGUUGUUGGGAUACCUAUACCUAAAGUAUACUGGUUUAAAGAUGGAAAGCAGAUUUCAAAGAAAAAUGAACACUGUAGAAUGAGGAGAGAAGCAGAUGGAACCUGCUCUUUGCAUAUAGAAUAUGCCAAUAAUGAUGAUGACGGAAACUAUACCAUCAUGGCUGCAAAUCCCCAGGGAAGAAUCAGUUGCUCUGGACAUUUACUUGUGCAGUCAGCUCCACUACGUCCUCGUUCAAUUCCUACUGUAUUGUCUCAUAGGACACGGCCACGUCAGGCAGAAGUGGAAAAUGAAUCUGUACAACAGAGGUUCUUCCGGCCGUACUUUCUCCAAGCUCCUGGAGAUAUGGUGGCACAUGAAGGGCGCUUAUGUAGAUUAGACUGCAAGGUGAGUGGUCUACCGCCACCAGACAUUAUGUGGGUUCUCAAUGGAAUACCCGUCUCACCAGAUACUACUCACAGAAUGCUGGUUAGGGAGAAUGGAAUUCACUCACUUCUCAUUGAUCCUCUCUCACAAGCUGAUGCCGGGACAUACACCUGCAUUGCAACCAAUAAGACAGGACAAAACUCAUUCAGCUUAGAGCUGAGUGUGAUGGCAAAGGAAGUGCAGAGACCACCCGUAUUUUUGGAGAAGCUGCAGAACAGUGGGGUACCAGAGGGUCACCCAGUUAGGUUGGAGAGUCGUGUUAUUGGGAUGCCUCCUCCAGUCUUCUACUGGAAGAAAGACAAUGAAACCAUUCCAGCCCACAAACAUAGGAUAAGUAUGCACCAGGAUGCCACGGGGUAUGUGUGCCUACUCAUUCAGCCAGCCAAAAAAGAGGAUGCGGGGUGGUAUACACUGUCAGCAAAGAAUGAAGCAGGGAUUGUGUCCUGUACUGCUAGACUUGACAUAUACGCCCAGUGGCACCAGCAGAUUCCUCAGCCAAUCAAAAAAAUACGACUUCCUGCAAACCGCUACUCGACAUUCUCUGCGCCAAACCUGGAUAUUCUGCACCCGUACCCAACUGCAGAAACCCCGCUGAGCUUUGUGUUUCCAAUCCGCAACGUGGUAGAGAGCGACGAGCUGUGAAUUCAACUGGCUACAGUAACACUGAAACUGUGAAGAAAAUGACAGCGGAAAGUUUACAAAAGUCAAUUUUUCUAUUUUUUUAAAAUAUGGUUUUAGUUUAUUGCCCAUGUUAAAUAGCCUAAGAGAUGGAAAGUAUUUCAAUGUUUAACCUUAAUGGGGCUUAUAGGCGCAAU